Triticum urartu is the source of this 853-nucleotide messenger RNA. RefSeq lists its product as uncharacterized. The record is from RefSeq and is a predicted model, not a curated record. Lineage: Eukaryota; Viridiplantae; Streptophyta; Magnoliopsida; Poales; Poaceae.
ACACAGCCAAGUGUGAGACACAUACAAAGCAAGUGACCUGAGUCAGCUGUGAGCCUGUGAGCAGCUAGCUAGCCACUGAGCGGCGACGAUGAGGGCAACUGCCUUCUCGCUGUGCUUGCUCUUGGCCCUCGUCGCGGCAAAUGUUGCUGGCCUCGCCGUCGCUGGGAGGGCGCCGGAGCUGAAGCAUGAACCCAGCCUAGAGCCCAAGCCUACGCCACAGCCUGACCCCAAACCAGACCCGCAGACCGACCCUAAACUCGCGCCGAAACCUGACCCGACACCCAAGCCCGACCCUAAACUAACGCCAAAACCUGACCCGAAACCAGACCCACAGCCAGACCCAAAACCGGAACCGAAACCUGACCCAGCACCCAAGCCCGACCCUAAACCGGCGCCGAAACCUGACCCAGCACCCAAGCCCGACCCCAAACCAGACCCGCAGCCCGACCCUAAACCGGCGCCAAAGCCUGACCCCAAGCCCACGCCCGACCCGAAGCCUGCCCCGGGCCCCGGCCCGAAGCCCGACCCCAGACCCCAGCCGCCGGAACAGUCGUCCUCGCAGCCGAAGCAGCCGCCACGUUCGCCGUCAGGCUACUUCAACUGACGGGAGGGAGGCUCGUCAGCAGCCGCUUGGUAAUGGAGAAUUAGCCUGCCUGCAUUUGCAUGGGUGUUGGUGCUUAAGUUGUCUCCGGUAAUGGUUAGUAAUGUAUUGCAUGUGUUCCCUCCGUCUCUGUACGUGUUGUCUCCAGUUUGUUCGUGUGAGCCAUCUUUGCGUCAGUGUGUCUCCCGUGUGAUGUACCAUGAAUAAACAGAGGAACAUGUAUCCCACUUGAUUUUCUGGGUGUUGCUCUCA